AAAAAUGAAAUUAUUGUGCUGAAAGCAAGAUACCUUAUUGGAAAUAAAUGAAACACCCCAUAUAUUUGCAUAAUAUAUCUAGAUAUCUAGAGAGUUGGGAUUAUAUUGAAAUAAUGAUACGUGUAGGAAGGUACGUACAAGGACAAGUUUAAGUAUUUGAGCAUAUUUGAUCUCUAUAAAAAGUAUCUAAGUACCUAUUUAAAAAGAAAGAACCAUUCCAAUUUUCAAUACAAUGAUUUCCAACUUCAUCAAUGUAAAAUGAAAUUUUUUUCCUCAUAAGAUCCAAGAUACGUUUAAUUCGUCAUUGAUAGUGAGACAGAAUAAGUGUGAUGUUUCUAAAAAAAAAUCACACAGGUCACUGCAUUAUCAAAUAUGUAAGCUUUAAUAAUAGCUCCUCUAUUUGUUACACAAAUUGAACUCAUUAAUACACAUUUUUAUUACAUAUUUUUAUUCAAUUCGUUUGAACUUGCACUAUUUCAUUAAUCGCGUAUACAUAUAACCUACGUACUAAUUAAAUUAUCUCAUUGUUAACGUCAUAUUACUGAUUUCUAUCGCUCAAUGAAGGGCUGCUGACGUCUUUUUAUAGCUACAGCACACUUCCUUUACCCACAUUGGCAUUUCACUUUUCUACCAUAAAUAUCCUAAAAUACUCGUGAUUCAUCAUCUCCAAAUGUGAAUUUUCGUCACGAUGAAUCAUUUUCAGCUCGGUAUAUUCUUUCAUAUUAUAUCAAUUUACGUAGGUAUAAAGAAACUUGAGAACCACUCGAGUACCUUUUAAGUAACUAAACAAUAACUCUAGAUAAAACAGUUUAUAAUACACGUUGCCCCAAUUAGUGCGCCAAUAUUCGUGUAUUCGGUGCGACAGAACCAUGUCGUUGGUGAAUUUGAGCAUAUUUUUCGAUCGUUCAGAUUUGAUCUACAAUACAGGUGAACAAAUCACCGGUCAUGUUGCUUUCAAGCUCAAUACAAUUCGGAAUCUUACGUGUAUUAAAUUAAAAAUCAAAGGCAAAGCGAAAGUAAAAUGGAGUGAUUUGGUGACCACGACGGAUAGUAAAGGUAAACUACAAUUUGGAAGAGUAUGGCGUACAAGUGACGAAGAGUAUUUUAAAACAGUAGUGCCCCUGGAUCAACAAAUCGGUAAAUUUGAAUUAACGCCAGGACAGUACUUAUAUCCGUUCAGUGUUACUCUACCUCCGAAUAUACCUGCUUCGUUUGUUGGAAUUCACGGACGUAUAUUUUAUUAUGCCAAAGUUACGGUUAUGUUCGAAAAACACGACAAUGCUGAAAAGAAAUCUUACUUCAGGGUGGUCAAUCUAUUAAAUCUGAAUCACUAUCCUGCGCUUAGAUCGCCCACAGUAGUUGAAAGAUACAGAAGAUUUUACCAAUGUUGUUGUUUUCCUGCUGGGAAAAUUUCACUAACAGCUUCUGUGCCAAGAAGUGGGUUUGCUAAAAAUGAGACUAUUCCAUUAUCUCUAAAGGCCAAUAAUGACAGCUUCUUUUCAAUUCGUGAAAUUUUCAUUUAUGUGAACAGAAAAACAGAAUGGCGAUCUGGUGAGAAUAGAAAAUUCACGAUUGAAAAACUAAAAACCAUCAACAUCAGAGCUUUAAAUUCCAAUACUACUCGUUCAUGGGUCGAAUCAGUACAAAUGCCAUUAGCUGAAUUUCCAUUUAUUGAAAACUGCCAAAUAAUUAGGAUGAGAUAUGAAAUACAAGUGAAAGUGGAUACAGAAAAUACCAACUGUGAUUUAGAUUUAUUCAUACCAAUAUCAAUCGGUGAUAUUCCACUUACCGAACGUGAUCCAGCUAAUGAAGAAGAUUUGCCUCCAAGUUAUAAUGAAGUAAUACAAGGAGCAGGCACAAGUUUAGGAGAAAGUAAUCAUAAUUUGAGUUCGAUGUCUAUCUCAACGAUUUGCAGCUAGCGACUUUAAUUUUCUAUGUACAUAAUUUUAAAUUUAUUCAUUUUUUUAUUUUUUUUUGUUUGUUUAUUUGUCGUACAUAAUUUUGUUUUGCCAAUUUUUGUAAUUAAAUCUUUCAACCUUGAAUAAA
This is a messenger RNA of Planococcus citri (citrus mealybug), 2046 nucleotides long. Its product is annotated as arrestin domain-containing protein 17-like. Gene Ontology annotation, biological process: protein transport. Bases 870 to 1919 code for a protein of 349 amino acids. The record is from RefSeq and is a predicted model, not a curated record. Gene Ontology annotation, cellular component: cytoplasm. The transcript is spliced from 6 exons. NCBI's taxonomy places the organism in Eukaryota, Metazoa, Arthropoda, Insecta, Hemiptera, Pseudococcidae.